Molecule: messenger RNA, 2674 nt
Organism: Mauremys reevesii (Reeves's turtle)
Lineage: Eukaryota; Metazoa; Chordata; Testudines; Geoemydidae
Gene: CDH26
Product: cadherin 26
Exons: 18
Coding region: 28-2532 (834 amino acids)
Biological process (GO): multicellular organism development; adherens junction organization; cell morphogenesis
Cellular component (GO): plasma membrane; adherens junction; catenin complex
Molecular function (GO): calcium ion binding; cadherin binding
Source: RefSeq, a predicted model, not a curated record
UUCCGGUCACCGCCUCCUCUGCUGGCCAUGGGGCGCCUGGCUGCGCUGCUUCUCCUGGCGGUUACUGCUGCCAGCAACACCUCUCCUGAAAAGGACAGUGUCAGUCUAAUAAAGGCCAUCAACAAGACAAGCAGCAAGGGGCUGGAUCAUUAUCAGUCAGACAAUCUUCGUCCUCUACGGCGUACAAAAAGGAGAUGGGUUAUAACCACCUUUGAACUUGAAGAGGAGGACAAAGGACCAUUCCCUAAACUUGCUGGAGAGCUGUUCAACAACGUGUCAUAUAAUGUGUCCAUAAAAUAUUUAAUCAGUGGACCUGGUGUAAAUGAAUCUCCAGAGUUUGGGUUGUUUUCUAUAGAAGACGAUGCCAAUGGACAUGUGUACGUGCAUCGUACCAUUGACAGAGAGAAGACCCCCUUUUUUAAGAUACGUUUUGAUGUUGCAAAUAGAAUGACUGGGGAGAUAGAGGACAGAUCUUUAUUUUUCAAUAUUAAGAUUAAAGACAUUAAUGAUAAUGCACCCAAGUUUCCCAAGGAGGAAUUUAACAUUACUAUAAAAGAAAACCAUCAUACAGAUGAGCCAGUUUUCCAAGUGACAGCCCUUGACAAAGAUGAACAAGACACCGCUAAUUCUCGGGUGACCUAUUCCCUUACUACACAGACACCCAAUCUGAAAGAGCCCAGAUUUAACAUCGUUCCUACCAGUGGUUUGAUAAUGAUUUCAGGAUGCUUGGAUCAUCAGACUGCCAGCUCUUUCAAGCUUCUGAUCAAAGCCAGAGACCAUGGUACUCCACAAAUGUCAUCUACUGCAACAGUUAACAUUGCCGUUGAAGAUACAAACAACCACCUGCCUGUAUUUACCAAGGAAAAUUAUCAGUGGCAAAUUGAAGAAGGCAAAGUAGGACCAGGCGUGUUAAGGCUCCAGGUGGAAGAUCAAGAUUCUCCAAACACACCUGCUUGGAGAGCAAAGUACAAAAUAGUGAAAGGCAAUGAAAAGGAACAGUUCACCGUUGAGACCGAUCCUGAAACAAAUGAGGGCAUUUUAAGUGUUAUUAAGCCUCUGGACCAUGAAGGUGACUUGGAGAAGAGACUUGUCAUUUCUGUUGAAAAUGAAGAACCUUUAUUUUCAUGCCAUAAAGGGAAACUGAGGAGCCAUCCUGUAGCCCCCAUUAGUGCAUCCGUGGCUGUGAAAGUCCUAGACAGAAAUGAUGCUCCUGAAUUUCACCCGCUUACACUUGUUUUUCAAAAAGAAGAAGGCGUGAAACCUGGGACGAGGCUUGGAAAAUAUUCUGCUGUAGAUCCAGAUGUGGUGCCAAAUAAGAUAAAAUACAAAGUAGUUCAUGAUCCAGCAGGGUGGGUGACUGUUGAUGAGAACUCUGGCGUUAUUACUGCCAUGAAAGAACUUGAUCGGGAAUCCCCCUAUGUGAACGACAGUGUUUACCCCAUCAUUAUUCAUGCCAUAGAUGAUGGUGUCCCACCGCAGACAGGCACUGGCACCAUUCUGCUUUACCUGUCUGACAUCAAUGACCACAUGCCAACAUUAGUCACACGUUUCUUUGAAGUUUGUGACAAAGCAAGACUGACUCCUCUCAUCAUAAAGGCGGAGGAUAAUGACUCCCAUCCAUAUGCCAGUCCUUUUACAUUUAAACUCGCUGAUGAUUCAAAAAGUAUAAAGCAAAACUGGAGAUUAGGAAAGAGUUUUGGUGACUCAGUUGAACUUUUAAUGUUGAGAAACCUCCCACAUGGAAAGUAUUUGGUGCCUCUCCUAAUUCUGGACAGGCAGGGAUUCUCUAUGAAGCAGACUCUGUCUGUGAGGCUCUGCCGUUGCCCAGAUGGACGCGCGUGUGAAGAUCCGAACUCCGUGCAAUUUAGCCUUGGAGGUGGCGCCAUUGCUGUGAUUUCGGCAGCCCUCCUGUUGCUUCUCGUGGCAGGCUGUCUUCUGCUGCGGUGUUCAUUUGGGUCUGAAAAGAGGAAAAGCCAAGCCCAUCUCCCUUUUGAAGAAGGCAGCCAGACUUUAAUCAAGUAUAAUGAAGAGUGUGGAAACGUUUUGUGUCAGGUUAUGCCUGAUGUUUUGGAUUAUGCUAGCCAACUCUCUACAUAUGCAGAAGUCAGAAAAGGAAAACAAAUGUCUGAGGAUGUAAAUGGAAUGGCACCAUCUGCCUCCCUUAGAUCCAGUCGAGGACACUAUGACCAAGAUCUAUGUGGUGCCAGUAGAACGGUCCAGGCCAGACCAGUAAGUGACAACCACAGUUCCCACGGGGUCAACAAUUCCAGAUGCGUGGAGACACUCCACAGAAGACCCCUCACUAUGAUUGUACAAACAGUGGGUGAAAUGUUGAAUCAGAAGCUCUAUCACCUCAGCAACCUGGAGGAGGACAUAGUCACUUACCAACCUCGCAUCUAUGCCGAGGAGGGAAAGCUAGAGAGAAGCAGCUCCUUCAGGUCCCUGCUCAUUGACGACGAUGAACUGCCCAAGGAUUUCUUGGACGCCCUGGGACCAAAGUUCACUGCUCUGGGUGAAAUCUGCCAGAAAUGACUUCAGUCACAGCCACUCCCAUAGGAACAAUGGAAUGGUGGGGACCUUCCCAAACAGGUUUGGAAGAGACUCGACCCAAGCACAAACAUCUGCUGACCUUUGGUGGCUCUCUCCUACAGGGAAUGUCCCCAGAGUUGUAUGU